UGCCCCCUCCUUCGGAAAGUGUUCCACCCCCCCUCCCCCCAACUGUUUUCACACACAACACACACUCCUUCUAUACUUACACUGACUACUGGCCUCCCAACAGUGGCGCUCCUUAUGGCAGUCCCUCUCUCCUCCUCCUCUGCUAUCAGUUCUUGCUGCCCCUCGUUGACUUGCUGUUCUGGCGCAGUCUCCGUAAGCUCCACCGCUACCAGCCAUUAGACUAAUAUGAGAUACUGUUUGUUGCAUUUGGACUUUGUUGGAUAGGUGUAAAUGGCCGCCGCUGCUUUCUUGUUCCUGGUGUUAAUCUCCGCCGCGCCCUUGUUAACGUGGGGGGAGCUGAACGCAGAUACUGAAGCUGAGAUCCAAGCCUUGACUAAUAUUAAGAUGAGCCUUCACGACCCGCUUGGCGUGUUUAGCGGCUGGGACACUUCCACGCCGUCGGCUCCCUGCGACUGGAGGGGUGUCGGCUGCUAUGGCGGUCGGGUCAGCGAGCUUCGGCUCCCUCACCUCCAGCUCAGCGGCAGUCUGUCUCCCCAAAUUGGUAAUCUGCGCAUGCUGCGGAAGCUCAACCUCCGCUCCAAUUUCAUCAAUGGCACCAUCCCUUCGUCCCUCUUCCGGUGCACGCUCCUCCACUCGGUUUUUCUCCAGUAUAACUCAUUUUCCGGAAGCCUCUCUCCGGAGAUCUCCAAUCUUACUAGCCUUUUAGUCUUUAAUGUCGCCAGCAACCGCCUCUCCGGAGAAAUCCCCGGAGACCUGCCCCAGAAUCUCCGGUUCUUGGACCUUUCGUCGAACGCAUUUUCCGGCGAAAUACCAAGAAACAUUUCGAGUGGGUCCCAGUUGCAACUCAUCAACCUGUCGUAUAACCAGAUUUCCGGCGAGAUUCCCCCAACUCUAGGGGAGCUUGCGAAUCUUGAGUAUCUGUGGUUAGACUACAACAGUUUAGAAGGCACAUUGCCAUCUGCUCUGGCGGACUGUACUUCGCUCGUGCAUUUCAGCGCCGAGGGCAAUAAAAUCGGUGGAGUGGUGCCGGCCGCGAUUGGCGCGCUGCCGAAGCUUCAGGUUGUUUCUUUAUCGCACAAUAAUUUAUCCGGGCCGGUGCCCGGGUCUUUGUUUUGUAACGUAUCUGAUUAUCCGCCAUCGAUUCGGAUAGUUCAGCUGGGUUUCAAUGCUUUCACGGGCAUUGGUAUGCCCAAGUCUGUUAUGUGUUUUAGUGUAAUGCAGGAUUUGGAUCUUCAGAACAAUCAUAUUUCUGGUGGGUUUCCAUUGUUUUUGACUAAUGUUUCUACAUUAACAUCGAUUGAUCUUUCUGGAAAUUUGUUUUCUGGUACGAUUCCGAGUGAGAUUGGGAAUUUGCAGCAAUUGGAAGAGCUGAAAUUGGCAAACAAUUCAUUCAGUGGAUUAGUUCCAGCUGACAUCAAGAACUGUAGGAAUUUAACAAUUCUUGAUCUGGAGGGAAAUUUAUUCUCUGGUGUGAUUCCUGCAUUUAUGAUCGAGCUGAUCAAUUUGAAGGUUUUAUCUCUUGGUGGGAAUAACUUUUCGGGUCCUGUUAUGCCGAGUUUUGGGAAUCUAACAGCACUUGAAAGCCUGAAUUUGAAAGGCAAUGGGUUGACUGGAAUCUUGCCCGAGGAAUUGAUGGUUUUGAGCAAUUUAAGUACAUUGGAUCUAAGUGGAAACAAGCUUUCUGGGGCUAUUCCAACAAGCAUUGGGAAUUUGAAGCACCUCACAGUCUUGAAUCUUAGUGGCAAUGGAUUUUCGGGUGCUAUCCCGGAAAAUAUUGGGAGUUUGUUUAUGCUGACAGCUCUUGACUUGAGUAAACAGAAUCUAUCGGGGGAAUUACCUUCUAAUCUUGUGGGCUUGCCUAAUCUGCAAGUGAUUGGAUUGCAGGAGAACAUGUUGUCGGGGGAAGUUCCUGAAGGUUUGAGUAGCUUAUUGGGGCUGCGGUAUUUGAAUCUUUCUUUCAAUUCAUUUUCCGGUCACAUAUCGCCGACGUUUGGCUUCUUGAAGUCAUUAGAUGUUCUGUCUUUGUCUAAUAAUCACAUAUCUGGCUCUGUUCCUCCAGAGCUAGGGAAUUGUUCGUCUCUUGGAGUUAUAGAUCUUCACUCGAAUUCUUUGAGUGGCCAAAUUCCUGUUGAUCUUUCGCGCCUCUUGCGUUUGAGGGUGCUUGAUUUGGGGAGGAACAAUCUCACAGGUCAAAUUCCAGAAGAACUUUCCAAUUGUUCCUCUUUAACUUCUCUUUCACUCGACUCAAACCAUUUGAAGGGAACGAUUCCUGCUACUCUGUCUUCAAUUUCUAGUUUGGUCAGCUUCAAUGUGUCUAACAACAAUUUAGAAGGUGAAAUUCCAAUAGUCUUAGGCUCUAGGUUCAACAAUCAAUCAUCUUUCAUUGGUAAUCAGGGCUUGUGUGGGAAGCCAUUAGACAGAAAAUGCGAGGAAAUCGGUAAUGAAAACCGGAGAAACAGGCUGAUCCUGUUCAUUGCUGUAUCUGCUAGUGGAAUUCUUCUUAUGCUAUCAUGUUGCUGCUUCUACACUUAUAGCUUCUUGAGGUGGCGUGAGAAGGUGCAAAAAAGCACUGCAGGGGAAAAGAAGCAGAGUCCUGCUCGGGCCAGUUCAAGGACCAGUGGAGGCCGUGGCAGCAGCGAAAAUGGGGGACCAAAGCUUAUUAUGUUCAACAACAAGAUCACAUUAGCAGAAACAAUCGACGCAACGAGGCAGUUUGAUGAAGAGAACGUGCUAAGCAGAACCCGACAUGGUGUAGUCUUCAAGGCGUGUUACAAUGACGGAAUGGUGCUAGCAAUCCUCAGGCUUCCUAAUGGUUCUCUAAACUUGAACACAUUUAGAAAAGAAGCCGAAUCGCUGGGCCGAGUGAAGCACAGAAACUUAACGGUUCUUCGUGGAUACUAUGCUGGACCACCGGACCUUAGACUCCUCGUCUAUGACUACAUGCCCAACGGAAACCUUGCUACAUUGUUGCAAGAAGCAUCGCACCAAGAUGGCCAUAUCCUGAACUGGCCAAUGCGUCACCUCAUCGCGCUUGGCAUUGCUCGUGGCCUAGCUUUCCUCCAUGCAGCCUCAAUGGUGCACGGUGAUGUUAAGCCCCAAAAUGUGCUCUUCGACGCAGACUUUGAAGCCCAUUUAUCUGAUUUUGGGCUAGACAAGCUCACAGUGGCUGCCCCGGCUGAACCAUCAACCUCAAGAUCAGUCGGAACUCUAGGCUAUAUAUCACCGGAAGCAAUGCUAACGCACGAAGUCACAAGAGAAUCAGAUGUCUACAGCUUCGGGAUCGUUCUACUAGAACUCCUAACUGGGAAAAAGCCAGUCAUGUUCACUCAAGACGAAGACAUCGUAAAAUGGGUGAAAAGGCAAUUACAAAGAGGUCAAAUCUCGGAGCUGCUGGAGCCCGGGCUUCUUGAACUGGACCCUGAAUCAUCAGAAUGGGAAGAGUUCUUGCUGGGGAUCAAAGUGGGGUUGCUCUGCACUGCACCCGACCCGCUAGACCGGCCCACAAUGGCUGAUAUUGUGUUCAUGCUGGAGGGCUGCAGGGUAGGGCCGGACAUCCCCUCAUCCGCCGAUCCCACAUCCCAGCCUUCUCCCGCCUGACCCACCAACCCGAAUUAGUAAACCGGAGCUUGUUUACAGUCAUUUUGUUUCCAUUUCUUGUUAGGAACCAAAAAAGUGAAAAAAAUCAAGAAAACAGUUCUUUUUUUAGACCGGUUAAUUAGCUCGCCGGAUGCAUUGGUCUCCCAGUGUUUGAUUUAUUUUCUUUUUUCUUUGGAAAAAGAUUAUUUGUCUUUGGAGUAUAUACUUUGGCGUUUUCAUGUUC
Sesamum indicum (sesame) is the source of this 3820-nucleotide messenger RNA. Its product is annotated as Leucine-rich receptor-like protein kinase family protein. Lineage: Eukaryota; Viridiplantae; Streptophyta; Magnoliopsida; Lamiales; Pedaliaceae. The record is from RefSeq and is a predicted model, not a curated record. Gene Ontology annotation, molecular function: protein kinase activity; ATP binding; protein binding. Gene Ontology annotation, biological process: protein phosphorylation.